Ectocarpus sp. CCAP 1310/34 is the source of this 2867-nucleotide messenger RNA. Lineage: Eukaryota; Phaeophyceae; Ectocarpales; Ectocarpaceae. The record is from the annotation of a GenBank genome assembly.
GGUCGGCGGGGAGGAAGACGACGGUGGUGACGGACGCGGAGGCCUUGUGGGCCAUGCUCUACGCUGACGACGCGGCCAUCGUCUCGCGCUCGCCGGAGAGUCUCGAGAAGAUGAUGUCGGUCAUCGUGCGCGUGGCCGGCCUGUUCGGACUGAUGGUGUCGGAGCCAAAGACAGAGAUCAUGUGCAUGCUGCCAAAAGGGAUCGAGGAACACCCGUUCACGGUCAGCGCCGCCGGCCAGACGUACAAGCAGACAGAUCGGUUUGUGUACCUCGGACGUACCAUCUCCGCGGACGGGAAGGCCGACCGGGAGAUCACGAGCCGCAGCUGCCGAGCGUGGAAGUGCUACCGCCGGAACAGUGCUUCGAUGUACGACAGGCGACGGGCCAACCGCCAGCUCAAGAUCCGGCUACUCCAGGCUGAAGUGGUGGAGACUCUCCUGUAUGGUUGCGCCUCGUGGAGUCUAACAGCGGAGCACUACACGAAGCUCAAUGGGACCCACCGCCAGUUCCUCACACGGUGCAUCGGCUGGAGCAAGCGGAAACGCUCAGACCGCCCCCUGUCCUAUGCCCAGGCCCUCAUCCAGGCAGGCUGCGAGGAAACCAUCGAGGCCACCGUGCGCAAACGGAGACUGUGUUUCGCGGGCUUCGUUAUGCGCAUGGAGGACAGCCGCCUCCCCAAGCGCAUGCUGAUAGGAGCGAUGGCGGGGGGCGUGGGAUACCGGGGCGGGCAGGAGAGCGACUGGGUGUCUCGUCUAGGAGAGGACCUCGUGGCCUUCAACAUGGGAGACGAAAAGGAAGGGGGUAAAUGGAAAGAGAGCGCCACGGACCCGGAGGUGUGGUACAACAAGGUCGAGGACGGGGCGGCAUGGCUCAUGAGGAAAUGGCACAGGCAGGAGGCGGAAGCGUCCGCGAAGCGCCAGCGCGCGAGGGAAGCAGAAGCAGAGAGUACGGCCAUCUCAGGACCGAAGCGAAAGAGAGUCGGCGAAGCGGUGGUGGGGGGGAAGAAACGGCGACCGGGCACUGCUGUAGAAGCGAGUAGGGCGGCCGAGGCAGCGCUUGUGGCGAACUAUGUACCCGGCUGAUGUUGUUGCGCCCUGUUUCCCUCCCUGCUGUAUGCUAUACUCCUUUAUGUACGUCCUUUGUAUUGCCUUCGGCCUCUGUGCUGUGUUUCUUUUUUCUUUCAUGACCUCCCUGCCUACUCUGCUGUGUUGGGUACCUUGAUCUCGCCAUUGCUGUUGCCUUUGUUUUUGUACGUCUGGCUGUCUGCCCAUCUGCCGCCUCUUUGUCCUGUUUGCUCCGUUACUCCCAUGCCCUGGUGCGUAGUGCCUGGUGCUGGUAUGUUACCCUUUGAUUUUUUCUUUGGGCGGGUAUGGGAAGCGUCCUCCCUUUUUGUUGUUUUUGUUUUAUUUUGAUCGGUUUCCGAAGGCUCUUUUCUCGAAAGGUCGGUGCGAUACCUGUUCUUUUCUUUCUAUCAUUUUGUUUUCUUUUUCCGAGUGNGGUUUCCGAAGGCUCUUUUCUCGAAAGGUCGGUGCGAUACCUGUUCUUUUCUUUCUAUCAUUUUGUUUUCUUUUCCCGAGUGGCUUGCACCCUAUUUUUGUUUUGUUUCCCCGCGGCGUCGUAUGUGCCGGGUUUUGGGACCACGGGCUCCCCAUUUUUUGUGGACUACAGAGCUAAUAAUGUGAGAAACAACAACAACGUGGGUUGCAAAGAUAGAACGCUUCGUCGAACGCCAAUAUGGAUGCCCUCUACUCUGGGUGAGCGGAGAGUCCGGGUUUUUUGGUGGCUAUGUCCUGCCACUGGAGGUUAGCUAUUUCCUUUGGUGCAAUGUGGCGAGGGAUGCCAAGCGUGACCGAGCGAACUCAGUCAAGCUAGGGUGGUGCGGAGAGUGGGCGAGCCUUCGUGGACUUCUUUUCCCAUUCUUCUAAAGAUCCAUCAACCUUCGCAGCCGUUGGGGGUCGUAAGAGUUGGGGACCCUUGGAGAACAGUAAUCUAUUAUCACAUNCGAACGCCAAUAUGGAUGCCCUCUACUCUGGGUGAGCGGAGAGUCCGGGUUUUUUGGUGGCUAUGUCCUGCCACUGGAGGUUAGCUAUUUCCUUUGGUGCAAUGUGGCGAGGGAUGCCAAGCGUGACCGAGCGAACUCAGUCAAGCUAGGGUGGUGCGGAGAGUGGGCGAGCCUUCGUGGACUUCUUUUCCCAUUCUUCUAAAGAUCCAUCAACCUUCGCAGCCGUUGGGGGUCGUAAGAGUUGGGGACCCUUGGAGAACAGUAAUCUAUUAUCACAUGUUCCCUCAGAUCCUACUCUUUAUGUACGUGUAUCUGUGCUCCCUGAAUCUCCAUAUCCUGACCCCCACAUUCCUUACUGCUUCCUUUUAUUUUUUUUCUCUUUUUCUCUGUUUUCUCCUUUUCUCGCAUUUUUUUUCUCUCUUUUUUCUGUGCCAGAUGGCCUUGUCUCUGCUUGCGCUGUGACUACCAUGAUUGAACCAAGGGGCUGUACCUCUUUCUCUCCGGCCCGUUGUGAUGACUCCUAGUCUCAGUUGUUACCUCCCAUAGCGGGCAGAGGGAGUGGAGGACUCCAGAAUGUCUGUCGUUGAUUUCUAUUGACUGGCGGACACCUCGGGGCCAGUUUAUUUUGAGUAGUCUAUACCUUUUUUAGGAGAUGAAACACGAAAGAGUAGGCUUCGGAGGCGUAUGGUAUGAAAUAGUACUCUUUUUCUCAAUGAUGACUAGUGAUAAACCGGUGCAUUACUGCGACUAGACACAGAGUUAUUUACUUCCAAAGAACACAGAUAAAUGGACGAGCCCCGAUCCAUCUUGCGCAACAAGCAUAGGAUGUACGAGAGGGUGUUAAAAGGGUACCUGUACGGGCUAG